Molecule: messenger RNA, 1941 nt
Organism: Durusdinium trenchii
Lineage: Eukaryota; Dinophyceae; Suessiales; Symbiodiniaceae
Source: the annotation of a GenBank genome assembly
AUGUCCCCACCCUCCGUCUCGAUGCAGUAUGUGCAGUGUGUCGCUUUGAUCUUCCUUUGGAGCUUCAAGCCUUCAGAACCCCACCUCUCGGCCUACUUGAAGGAUGUGAAGCACUUGACCAAGUAUCAGCGAGAUGCGGAGGUCUACACGGUGUAUACAUAUGGAUCCUUGGUGGUGGUGAGCAUUGCGGCAAUCCUGAAGGUCUACGCCUUGCAGUUUCCAAACUUUCAAGGCCUGGGCGACCGUGCGCUGAUCCGUUUGGGCUGCGCUGCGCGGCUGAGCACGAGGUUGUUGCUCCUUUUUGGAGAUUCGGUGCGAAGCAUGCAGCUGAUGCAGGUGGCCUUUGCUGUGGGCCUCGUGGGGGAGCUCGCCUUUUGGGCUUAUUGCCUGAAGGCCGUGCCGAGCCAUGCGCAACAGCUGACGGCAGUGGCUCAAGCCGCGUACUUAGUGGCCCACACCUUCGCUGGCUUGCUGGGCGAUUGGCUGCUGCAGCUCACGGACAUCGGACUCACUGGUCUCAUGUGGAUCUCGUUUGCCUCGGUGGGGCUUUCCUGCCUGGUGGCGCUCAGCCUUCCUCCAGUGGAUGUGGGCGGAGGGAGCAUACCGGUGGAUCGGGUGCCCUGGUUCCAGGCCUUCAGCAGGGUGUAUCGUUCUCCUCGUCGCUUUUGGCUCUCCACACUCUGGUGGGUCUGCAGCUACCCAGCCUAUCAGACGAUCUACGGCUAUGAGUCCUCCUUAUACGCCGAUCGCUUUGGAGACCGAACGGAUCACAACGGGACCAUCUUCGCUGUGGCGCUCCUGUGCGGCGCUGGAGCCUCACUGCUGCUCUCCUGGGAUCCCCUGCAGCGCAGUGCCAGCCGUCGACCGAUCAGCGUCUUUCUGGUGGUCAGCACCUUGGCCCAAAAGGCCACAGAACGCCUCAAGUCUCCGGAGCUUCCAGCGGGUUUGACGCACCCUUUCUUGGACACCAACCUCGCCACGUGCGACGUCCACGACGUCCUCCGCUGCCAUGUGGCACAGGCGCUGCAACGGCGUGACGGGGUGGAGACGUCCAUGGAGGAGCUGGUCUUGGUGGACCAUACGAAGGAAGCCUUCGAGUUGGCCUUCCAAUGCUCGCGAGGCUUGAAUCAGCGCCCAGUGGUCUUGGUGCCGGCACCGAGCUUGACCUCCUGCCUGGACGCCGCUCUGAACCUGGCAGAGGUGACGCCGUACUUUCUGGAGGAAUCCAGGCACUGGGAUGUGCUGCCGGAGGCUUUGGAGAAGGCGAGCGGCGCGCGACCUCCGACGCCUUCAGUGCUGGUGCUGCAGAAUCCGGGGCUUCCAGGACAAGUCCUGUCCGCCACAUCCAUCAGGUCAUCGUUGGAGUUCGCUGCCCGGCAUGAGAUGCUGGUGGUCGCCCAGGAAGAUGUCUCCCUGCUCUUCGAGGAAGGUCGCUUUCGGAGCUGCCGGCGCAUGGUGAAGGAGAUGGAUUUGGAUUUGCCUCUCAUCACCAUUUGUUCUCCGGAAGAUGUCGCAGAAGCGACGACUUUUUCAACGGCGCCUGCGGCCUUGCACAUGCACAACGUGAAGCCAGUGCAGCAAGUGAGGAAGUCGACUGAUGGACGCUUGCCACGAGAGGCCUGGAUUGCCAGUGUCCUCAGUGCACCGCUGGAGGACUCGCAGCGGAAGCUGCGAGCCGUCCUGUCGCAGAGCACGAGGAAUGCGAGGGAGAGACUGGAGACAGUGGCCGGAAUCUCCUGCGAAGCAGUGGAAGCUGGCAUGUACGUGUUCCCCAAAGACUUGCUUGGAAGACUGCGGGGUAAGAAGGGGCAGAUGCUGGCUCCUCCGAUAUUUCUGCUGGCCGGGGGAAUCGCUUGGCAACGCUACAUUAACAUUGGAAGCGGCAGGUUGCGGAACUGGCCCUUGGAUUGGAUGCUCAGGUGGUCAUCAAGGGCUACGUGA